AUGGCGAAUGUGGAAGACCUUAUCGCUUUCACAUCCCUUGGCAUGCUCAUCCUGGACGAAGUCCAUUUGCCUUGCGGAAAGGUAGUUGAGAAUGUUAUUGGUGGUUCGGGGUGUUUUGCUAGUCUCGGAGCCCGCCUUUUCUGUCCCAAGAAUCUAUCCACUCAAGUCGGCUGGACCAUUCGCAAAGGUCACGACUUCCCGGCGGAAACGCUAAGGCAGCUAGAGACAUGGGGUAUGACAUUGUCAGUCAUCCAAGAGGAUAAAUGUCCAUCUACUAGAGGCCAGCUCAAAUACCUGGACUCAACCUUCGCAACCAAGGUCUUCAAAUACAUCACUCCAACCUUAACCAUUCAGCCUGAACAUCUGCGUAAUACACGUCUAUUGACGUCCCGUGACUUUCAUCUCUUUGUCGACCCUACUCAAGUCAUUGAGCAAACCACUCAAUUACAGGAGCUACGCAAAGCAGCUAGUAUUACCCCUCGACCAACUGUCGUCUGGGAGCCAAAAGCUUACUCAUGUGUGCCGGAGAACCUGCAAGCAUUUGUUGAAGCUAUGCGGAUAGUGAACGUCUUCUCGCCGAAUCACAUUGAGCUUGCUCGCAUCGUGAACAAGAAGGUACCGCCGCUACCCGACGAAAAAUUCUUCGAGGAUCUUUGUGCUCCCUUCUUCCAUCCUCAAGAUGACGGAUCCACUCCGCAAACUGCCCUGGUAGUAAGGGCAGGAGACCAGGGUUGCUUCGUCAAAAGCUACAGCGAGCAAAAAUGGUUGCCUGCCUAUUAUGCUCCUCAAGACAACACCGAAGCCAUCACCCGCGUUUCCAAAGUGGUUGACACUACAGGAGCUGGCAAUGCCUUCCUAGGAGCUCUAACAAUCACUCUUCUUAUGUGUUCUGAAGAUGUUAUCUUUGCCGCCUGUGCCGGCAAUGUCGCCGCGAGCUUUGUGGUGGAGCAGGUUGGCGUACCUAAGCUUAGCUCGUCAGGAGAUGGUACGGAUCUUUGGAACGGCGAAGAUGUCUCCGCUCGCUUUCAAGCUUAUAGAGCGAGACUGGGUCAUUAUUGA
Molecule: messenger RNA, 1059 nt
Organism: Letharia columbiana
Lineage: Eukaryota; Fungi; Ascomycota; Lecanoromycetes; Lecanorales; Parmeliaceae
Exons: 3
Coding region: 1-1059 (352 amino acids)
Source: RefSeq, a predicted model, not a curated record